AUGAAGCGCGACAAGCGCGACCAGUUCGAGCGCAACCUCGACGCCGCGGUGCGAGUCUACGGCGGCGUCGGCGUGGUGUCGCUGAAGUUUAACACGCUCAACGGACGCGGGCUGACGAUGCUGACGGAGGCGGUGAAGACGGGCAAGGGGGAAUUCGCGGAGACGCUGCUGACGCGAUACGGCGCCGACCCGACGGCGGAGGCGGACGGCGCGUGCGCGCUGGCGAUGGCGCUCGCGGCGAGGGAAGCGUUUUUGACGUUUGGUGAGAUUCUGGAGGCGCACGCGACGAGGGUUGGGUUCGAGAGCUUGGAGGCGUACGUGCGCGAAAAGUAUCCGGCGGGCGCGGAGGCGUUGGCGAAGAGACGCGCGGAGACGAAGAUUCGAGGGCGGUCGUUGAGCGAGGUGAACGAGGACGCGGCGUCGCUGAAGACGGUGUCGCGAGUGGAGCGCGCGCGAUCGACGACGACGUCGUCGUCGGUGGAGACGGUUCGGUACCGCGCGUUGGGGAGCGGCGAGGCGACGACGGAACUCGCGAUGCCGGCGAACGCGGGCGAGGAAUCGGAGGGGGAAUCGGAAUACUCGAUGCCGACGCCGGACUCGACCGUCGUCGCGGUGGAGUACCUGCGUCAGCAGAUCGGGGUUCUGCGGGAACUGGACGAUCGAAUCACGGAAAUCGAGUUCGCAGACGCCGACGCCGACGUCGACGAGAUGGACCGUUUUCGCCAUGCUCUCUCCGCGGCGGAGGAUGAGUUAGUCGAGAGCAUGGAUGAUAUAUAUAUAGACCACGACGAAGCGUUGCCGGCGAUCGUCGAAGAGUACAAGCGUCGUGCGCGAGAGAGCAUGACAAGGUUGAACGAUCGCGUCUCGUCGUUGUUAUUUCGCAACCGCCCGGCGCCCACGCGCGCAGACGCGCCGCCGGCGUUUUUUUCGCCUCAACAGUGA
Ostreococcus lucimarinus CCE9901 is the source of this 942-nucleotide messenger RNA. RefSeq lists its product with no specific name. The transcript has a single exon. The coding region runs from base 1 to 942 and encodes 313 amino acids. The record is from RefSeq and is a predicted model, not a curated record. Lineage: Eukaryota; Viridiplantae; Chlorophyta; Mamiellophyceae; Mamiellales; Bathycoccaceae.